Messenger RNA from Paralichthys olivaceus (Japanese flounder), 3707 nucleotides. It is a transcript of the gene scamp5a, whose product is annotated as secretory carrier membrane protein 5a. The record is from RefSeq and is a predicted model, not a curated record. Gene Ontology annotation, cellular component: trans-Golgi network membrane; recycling endosome membrane. Gene Ontology annotation, biological process: protein transport. NCBI's taxonomy places the organism in Eukaryota, Metazoa, Chordata, Actinopteri, Pleuronectiformes, Paralichthyidae.
CCACCCUGGCGGGGAGAUGUGUGCGUGAAAGAAAAGGACGUCACGUGACCGCCUCUUACUCUUGACCCUCCAUCAUCAUCUGAGGAUAAAGACUUGAUUCGUCUCAUCGAGCGCCACGUUCCUCUCGUUUGAAUCCGUAGGAUGCUUUUUAAACGAACAGGGGAAGAGGCGACAUUGUGGCACUGAUCGGGCGUCUGGUUUUCAAGGCAGCUGGUGUUGAAGAUUGCGAGUCUGUUUGCAAGUGGAGGAAAAUACUGAGCGGUCAUUAUGGCAGAAAACAACUUCCCCCCCCUGCCUCGAUUCAUCCCCCUCAAGCCAUGCUUCUACCAAGACUUCAAUGAGAUCCCAGACCAGCGUCGCACCAUGUGCAAGAGGCUCUACUACCUGUGGAUCUUGAACAGUGCCACACUGGCUGUUAAUCUGAUUGGCUGCCUGGCGUGGAUGUGCGGAGGUGGUGGAGCGACCAACUUUGGCAUGGCCUUCCUGUGGCUCAUCCUCUUCACCCCCUGCUCCUACGUGUGCUGGUUCAGGCCCAUCUACAAGGCCUUUAAGACAGACAGCUCCUUCAACUUUAUGGCUUUCUUCUUCGUCUUCAUGGCCCAGGUGGUGAUUAGUAUUAUUCAGACUGUUGGCAUUCCAGGUUGGGGAGUGUGUGGCUGGCUGGCUACCAUCACCUUUUUCAGCACCAAUAUUGGGUCAGCUGUGGUGAUGCUGAUCCCCACCAUUAUGUUCACUGCAGUGGCUGUGCUCUCCUUCAUCGCCCUCUCAAAGGUUCAUAACUUCUACCGCGGUAGUGGGGGCAGUCUGGGUAAGGCCCAAGAGGAGUGGACCAGCGGGGCCUGGAAGAACCCCCAUGUGCAACAGGCGGCUCAGCAGGCGGCCAUGGGCGCCGCGCAGGGCGCCAUGCAGCAGGACCAGUACUCAGCCGCUCCCACCUACAACUACGACGACCCAAUGUAGGACAGAGGCGGGGGCCAGGCUGACGAGUGGGAGAGAUAUAAAAAGGGAUCAAUUAACACAAAUCAGAAUUAGGUGCCCUUCAUUAUGAUACUGUACAAGCUGAAUUCAAAAAGAACAAUGUAGAGGAAAGUCAUGUUUCUGGUGGAAUUGUACUUUAUUGAAUUUUGAUUUCAACCUUUUUAUAUUCUGUUCACAUUUAAAUCCACCGGUUAUUAAAAAGCUUCUUCUUUUAAAUCUCUCAUGCUGCUCAAUUUUAGCUAGUCAGCGUGUGUGUGUUGCUUUUUAAUGGAGACACAUAAUAUAGCUAAUGCUAAUCCCCUGAGCUUCAUCAGUUUAUUCAGGUCGGUUCGUCUAUGGUCAACACAGGGUGACUUCUCUGCCUCCGCCUGUGUCACUCUCUUAAUAUUUCAUUAGCAUAUUUACGUUACAGAAUGCUAAAACAAAUUUGCCCCUCAUUUAACUAGAUAGUUAGCAGCUACUUAGCGUAGGUUAGCGUAAUGACUAUCCAAAUGUUACAAAAAAUAUACAACUCAACUCAAUUAAUGUGUUUAAUAGUGAUCAAUUAUUGAUUGACUAGUGAGCUUUACAUUUGGACAAAGCCAGACUGGUUGAUUCCAGUCUCUGUUCUGUGCUAACAGGUUAGUAGUUUUAUUUAUCACGAGUGGAAUUGAUCUUCUUCAAAUUUAUGUGUAAUUAAAUCUUUAGGCUUUUAUUUAGAUGUCUAAUCUCUAUGUAAACCCCAUUCUUUUGGUAGAAGAAGAAAAAGUUAAAUUUGACCAAAAUGUUAAACAAAAUUUUAACAAAUACCCCGACUGUAUUUUCAGCUUUUAAAUCCAGUAGAGGCAGUUUACAGUUCAUGUUUUAACGACCUGUUUUUUUAAAAUUUAUUUUCUGACAACGUUUACGUUAAAUUCAAAAGAUUUUCACAUUCUCAGGAAAUUUGUGAUAGCUGGUUUUAAAUUCUACACCUGUAAAGCCCUUAAAGUGUCAACGUCUCGGGCUGUUGUCUCCCUUCUUCACCACUAUUUAACCAUUCUGUGUUUUGGUGUGUUCGGUUUUGUCGUUACCUCCCGGUUAUGUGUUGAGCAGGUUGAUUUCAGUUAAAUGAAUUAUCAUUAUGAUUACAACGAUCAAGUGAAGCACAUGCAGUAUUUAGGAUUGCAGUUCUUUGGAUAAAACAUUCCAAAGUCAUCGUUGUACAGGUUAAAAGUGACAGAAAACCAAAAUGCUUGCAGUUCUGAACAAUACAGUUAAUAUUAAUAAUCCUUGUUGUCGGUGGUCAUAGCAUUGUAUGAAGUGAUGGAUGUUUCCUCCCUUGGCAAAUUCUUCCACUAAACCCCUACAUGUAAAUGCUUCAAUGGCUACUUGUUUCUGAAGCUCUGGACUUCAGGCCUUAGUGUGUCAUUUCGUGGCUGUCGGUGUUAUUCCAUGAGUAGGUGUGAUAAUUACAUUAAAAAGAAAAUACUGAAUAUAAAAUUCAAGCCAAUAACUUCAAGUGAAAGUGAGAGGGAGGAUAUUUGUGCGUGGCCCUCGUGAUGCCCAACGUGUUCGGAGACAGCGUCAUGAAAAAGCUUCUUUUUUUUCUGCCUCGUGUCACUUUGACUCUUCAAGACUCAGUAGAUGGUUAUUAAAGUAAAACAGUAUUAGACUUGAAACAAAUGUGAAGUAUCUGAAUGCUCGUGAUUUCAAAACCCGUGAGUUGUCUCGUCUGAUCGUGAUGAUGUGGUAUUCAAUAGGCUGUUUGUUGUUUUCCUUUUUUAGGCGUUUUAUUUUGUACCAACCCCGUUUUUCUUUUUUUUGAAGAUGUGUGUGAGUGUGACGGACAUGUUCAUUGUGUCUUUCCAUGUCUGUAGAUAACAAUUUUUUUCAUAAAAAUUUUUUUUUUGUAAAAAUCUAAGUAAAGUUUGCACUGCGUUUCCUGUUGACAUCAGUGCAAACCUAAUUCACAGUGAAUCACAGUGUAGCAAUACUAACAGGAAUAUAUUAUAAACAGUAGAAUUAUUAGGAUUGAGUGGGGUUCUGUUGUGCAGGCCUCAAAUAUGGAGACAAAUACUAACAACCAUAACAUAAAAGUGUUAUGAAUUGAAAAAUGAAACAGGGGCCUGUUUUUUUCCAAGAUGGACACCACUAGUAUAUUUUACAAUUGCAUUACAUUCUCACCAGCAGAUGCACACAGUCGUUACAACCCUGUAAAAUGUACCACACAUGCUCAUCUGUUAGCAAAUGCACAACGUUUAGCUCUAAAAAUUGUAGAGUGUAAAGUUAUGCACAAAGACGAACAAAGAAAUUCUCUGUGGCAGUUAAUGUGGCAGUAUGUCCAGUUAAUAAUCGCGGUGGGUGUUUGGAUCAGUCUGCCACGUGUGUGUACAGCACAGUCAAAGUGUUUAUGGAAAUUGCAGCUGUAGUUGUUGUGUAGCGGGAACUUCAGUGUGUCGGACUCAUCUCAUGUUGCUAUAUCAAAGCUUAUGGAAGCCAUCUCCCAUUUAACUUCCCCACGUCCCCACAUGUGCUGUAUGUUGUUUGAUAUGUAUUAUUACCAUGUACUAUAUCAUGAGUAGAUAUACAUAUAUAUAAUUACUUGAAAUGAGGUAAAUAUUUGCUGUGGAUAAACAAAUAGGAACUUGCUCUAAUUAGGUGAAUGAGGAGGCUGUGUCUCCAUGAGUGAAGUCAAUGAGGAAUACAUUUUUGUGUAUUACUUUUGUAUUAUUUGGUCUUACCCUGAUAGAUAUUAAAGAGUUCUUGUUGCA